UGCUGCUGUGCUCCUAUAAACAAGAGAGAUGUAACAGUAUCAAUGCUUGGAUCCAAGUGUACUGCAAGCAUAUACAGUCAAACGUUCGUUACAUUAUAUUUUAAAUCAGAAAAACUAAAACUAUGCACGGACUUAAAAAGUCGUGCAAUUCCCUCAUCAAGACGCUAGAUGGCAACCAUUUACUCUGAGAUAAGCUUUAUCAAUCAGAGAGGAAGUCUUGUUUCUAGGCAACAGGGAAAGCUGUCCUGCUGGAAUACGCGUAAAUGCAACGCACCCCAAAGUUUGGAGAUGGAGCGCCUCCACCUGGACCACGUCCUACAGUCAGUCUCCGCUCUAGAGUCUAUCAUCCUUCGCAGUUUUGGACCCGAAGGAGGACAGGUGCUGUUCACGCGAGACACGGGGCGGGUGAUGUUGAGCCGCAGCGGAGAGCGCAUCCUCACCGCGCUGCAUCUGGAGCAUCCCCUGGCCAGGAUGGUGGUGGAGUGCGUCUGGAAGCACAGCACAAUGACCGGUGACGGAUCCAAGACCUUUGUUCUGCUGUUGGCAUCAUUACUGCGAAUGAUUCGCGCAACAGCCGCUAAGGAGCCUCAUAUUUCUCGGCUUCAUAACUCCACAGCAGCAGCAGCAGAGGCUGCCACUGCCAGGCACUUGGCUGACAGACUGCUGGAAUUCGCACUGACCGAGUUGGAUGCGCUCAUUGCGCUGAACGUGCUGCCGCAUGGAUCAUAUGUGUCACUAGACGACAUCACGGCGAAAACACCACCCGAUCCGAGUUUUCAGACACUCCUGUUGUCGUUUUUUCACACACGCCUCGGUAAUGUGCACUGUGAGUUUUUCCGCGACCUCAUGUGUGAACUGCUCAGUCGCUGGCUGGGAAAAACUGGCCAACCUUCAUCCUCCUUCCGGUUUAUAGACAACAACUUCCCGGCGUUGCACACCCAAGUUUCUGGCCUCCCUGCCGGCUCCUCGCGUUUGAUCGAGGGGCAGGUGAUUCACAGAGACUUUGCCACGCCGUGGCCGCAGCAGGACCGGCGGCCGGUCAAAGCCGUGGUCUUCAGUGGAUACCUGCAGCCACGGUUGCUCGCCGCAGGAGACGUGCUUGAGCUGGGCGGCGAAGAGAGCGUGACAGAGGACGCCAGCGUCGUGCACUUUAGUUCCUGGACAGAGAGGUCGCUGGAGAGCGUAAUUGCAACCCUGCAGAGUUUUGGUGUCUCUGUCCUUCUGUGUGCACUGAAACAGUCCUCUGCUGCCCUGGCUUUAGCAGCACAGGCAGGGAUGGGCCUUGUGGAGUGCGUGAGUGAUGAAGAAAUGUCCCUCUUUGCCCAGCUAAGUGGGGUAACGCCAGUCCCAGACAGCUGGGCCGUUCAUCCAGAGCACAUUGCUACACUCACCUUCUGUAAGCCAUUAAUACUUGGAGCCCACAGAUAUGUUCAUUUGGACUUCCAGGAUGCUGAGGAAAGGCUCAAAGUAAAACCCUGUAGCCUGGUGAUCUGUGCCCCAGGGGAAGGACAAACGGAUCAGUAUGCGCGUGCAUUUCAAGCUGCGAUUCGAAUGCUUUUGACAGCAUGGGAGCCCGUGGACAAGACUGAGAUCAGCACUCUUGACGUAAAGGAAACCUUUAUAUCUGAUAAAUGUACGUCUUUACCUACAGACGCUAUAAGCGGUGAAAGUGCAUGCACAUCGUGCAGUAUGCAUCCCCAUCAGAAGUGUGUGAUAGAGCCAGGUUGCGUAAUACCUGCAGGUGGGACAUUUGAGUUUCUGCUGCACCACGCGCUUCAUCAAUAUGACCGCAGCUGCUCGGUUUACGUUAGCACAAGUGCAUUUGUUCCAGUUUCCCACAUCUUGGCAAAUGCCCUGCUGAGCGUGCCUCGGCAGAUUUACUCUCACAAUCGAAAGCGUUUCCUGCAGGCACAAACCAGGGUCAUGGCUUUAGCUCACCAACAGUCCCACAUCCUCGGCGCACGCCUCCGACAGACCGACGGUCCUCCUGAAGACGGUAAACAAAGCGCACGCUCUUGUAGAAAGGACAGCGCGGCAUUAACACUUUUGGACCUUGGCCUUGAAUCUGUCUCUUGUAAGUAUCAUCUGGUACUGGCUGUGCUGCAGUGUCUCACAAGUCUACUGCGAGUGAACAAGGUGCUGCGGACACACACCGUUUUACACACAACAUCCCACAAACUCCUGAGCGCUCGCUUGGAGAGCCCAGAGGACGAGGACAAAGACGAAUCUCCUUAGCUCUAAGAGGAAACCAAGAAUUUACUUUAUCUACUCAGGGAAGCAAUCACGUUUAAGACAAAAUGAAUGAUGGAUCAUUUGACCUUAGAUUUUUUUUUUUAUCAGUGAUUUAUCAUGUUUAUCUUGAUGUUUCACUGUAGUUUUUCUCAGAUCACAAUGCUUUUGAUCUGUCUAGCUGUAUUAAAAUGUACAUAAAACCCAACGAGAGUAUUGUGUAGUGUAUGGGCACAUGAAUGAAUUAAAGCAAAGUUUGACUACACUAACAAAAGGACAUUUUUAAUGUGAAAGAUAAGCAGGGUAAAUAAAAAAUGCUGUUUUCAAAUAAAGAUUUCUGGUUACAAGGGGAAUAAAGCUAUGCAAACCAACAUUGUCCAAUGUUAAAAGUAAAUACUACCAAUAAACCCAAUAACUGAUCAUCUGGCACAUUAACAGUUUGUGAUUAUUGGUAAUGAGUCAUUUUCUUUGUGAAAGAAUCUUAGUUUACUUAUUUUGCAGAUUUUUUUAUUUAUUUAUUUA
Molecule: messenger RNA, 2751 nt
Organism: Fundulus heteroclitus (mummichog)
Lineage: Eukaryota; Metazoa; Chordata; Actinopteri; Cyprinodontiformes; Fundulidae
Gene: bbs10
Product: Bardet-Biedl syndrome 10
Exons: 4
Coding region: 169-2235 (688 amino acids)
Biological process (GO): chaperone-mediated protein complex assembly
Molecular function (GO): ATP binding
Source: RefSeq, a predicted model, not a curated record